Eimeria necatrix is the source of this 4587-nucleotide messenger RNA. RefSeq lists its product as hypothetical. Lineage: Eukaryota; Apicomplexa; Conoidasida; Eucoccidiorida; Eimeriidae. The record is from RefSeq and is a predicted model, not a curated record. Bases 1 to 4587 code for a protein of 1528 amino acids. Gene Ontology annotation, molecular function: helicase activity. The transcript is spliced from 7 exons.
AUGAUCGCCAGACAGGCCCCUCUGCCGGCUCACAGCAGCAGCAGCAGCAGCAGCAGCAGCAGCAGCUGGGGGCAGCAGACCAAUGGCGCCCCGCCGCGGAGCAAGGCCAAGGGGGGCCCCCGAGAGGGCCCCAAGGGGGGCCCCGGGGGCCCCCCUUUGACGUUUUCAGAGCUGCAGAGCCACCGCCUGGUGCAGCUGGCCAGGCGGACUUGGCUGCAGCAGCAGCAGCAGGUAGAGCACGUGGACGCGGGGGCCUUCUUUGCUGCAGCAGCAGCAGACAAGCAGCGCGCAGCAGCAGCAGCAAAGGCGAAGUUGGAGGAGGCGAAGGCGGCGCUUGAGGCCCUCAGCAGCAAGCAGCCUGCGGACAAGGAGCAGCAGCAGGAGCAGCAGCAGCAGCAGCAGCAGAAGCAGCGCGUUCUGGAGCAGGCUGAGAAGCGCGCGGCCGCUGCUACUGCAGCAGCAGCAGCAGCCACUGCUGCGAAACAGUCCUGGGAGGCCCGUGGGGGAGCGCAGCGCAGCAGCAGCAGCAGCAGCAGCAGCAAAACUGCAGCACUGAUAUCUGAGGUGUACGAACAGCUGAAGCGCAGCAACUUUUCCGGCAGCAGCGUGCAGGCCCUCGACUACACUCAUUACUUGGAGGCUUUUUUGUGGCCUUCCUUCAACAGCAGCCCUGCUGCAGCAGCAGCAGCAGCAGCAGAGCCUGCAGCAGCAGCAGCAGCAGCAGCAGCAGGAACGACGCAGCCUGCGCACCUGCUGAGCAUUUGUGCGUUGCUGCUGAGCUCGGGGGCCAGAGGCGGUGAGCUGCUGCUGCCGCUGCAGCGGCAGCCGCGGCAGCUGCGGGCGCUGCGGAGGCUGGAGGCUGCAGCAGCAGCUGCGCAGCCGCAGCAGCAGCUGCAGCAGCAGCUGCAGCAGCAGCUGCAGCAGCAGCAGCAGCAGCAGGAAGACGAGGAGCUGCAGGAAGCAGCUGACGAUUUGCCUGAAGAGUUCAUCGACGCCAAAGUCAAGGCGCUCUUCUACAGGCUGGCGAUGCUCUUGGUUACGUCCGAGCUGCCAGACAUGAAGCAGCAGCAGCAGCAGCAGCAGCAGCAGCAGCAGCAGCAGCAGCAGCAGGGGGGGAAGCACAGGGACGACAAGGGCGUCGCUGCGGACGCUGAUGGGGAAGGCCGGAACGGCAGCACAAACCGCAGCAGCAGCAACGGCAGCAGCAGCAGCAGCAGCAGCAGCAGCAGCAGCAGCAGCAGCAGCAGCAGCGUGUACACGAGCAGCAGCCGCAGCCAGCCGCCGCUGGGCUGCUGCAGAGUGGUGCUGGCAGCAGAAGAGCAGCAGCUGCUGCUGAGCUUUUUCAUUUGUGCUUUUCAAGGACUUGAACAAAAGCUGCUGCGGCGGCUGUGUCUGUCAGUGUGUGGCCCUUGCUGCUUCGCGCGGCUGCCUGCUGCUGCGCUGCAGCAGCUGCUGCAGCAGAGUGCAGCGGCUGCGCUGCUGUGGAAGCGCGCGCAGAAGCGUUUGCUGCCGCUGCAGCAGGCAGCAGCAGCAGCGGCCGCCGCCCACGCUGCAGGCGGUGACGCAGCAGCAGCAGCAGCAGCAGCAGCAGCAGCGGUGCGGCAGCACCCGCGCGAGCAUCUGCAGCAGAUCAUGCUGGACAGGGACUUCAUGUUCGUCCUCAUGAGAAAAUUCAACAUCAUCUCAGCGACCGCGGCCCCGUGGUCGCGGCCCUCCCAGCAGCAGCAGCAGCAGCAACAGCAGCAGCAGCAGCAGCAGCAGCAGCAGCAACAGCAGCAGCAGCAGCAGCAACAGCAGCAGCAGCAGCAGCAGCAGCAGCAGCAGCAGUGUGGGGUGUGUGCUGCAGAGGACGUGUGCGGGUCUUUCGAGCGCGCGGAAGUGCCGCUGCAGCUGGUGCUGCUGCUGGAGCGGCUGCUGGAGCUGUUUGUGGAUUUGCUGUCGCAGCUGCCCACGCGGCGCUGUUUGCUGCCGCUGCUGCAGCAGCAGCAGCUAGCUGUUCGCGCCGAGAGAAGUGCUGCUGCUGCUUGCACGGAGGCCGGAGUCCUCAGGCAGCUGCUGCAGCAGCUCUUCUUCUACGAGAGAUUCGAAAUCGACGACGAUACUGGCCGUCCCUUGAGUGCAACUGCGUGCAUCGCGCGGCACUAUGACCGCGUGGAGGCGUUUCAGAGGCGCUGCUUCGAGCUGGGGAGCACAGCAGCAGCAGCAGGAGCAGCAGCAGCAGCAGCAGCAGCAGCAGCGCCAAACGGCGCACUGGCAGAUGCUGCGCUGCAGCCCAUUUCCUCAAUAGACGACUGGGAACGGCUGCAGCAGCUGCUGCAGCAGCAAGAGCUGCUGACGCUGCUGGACUUGUGUGUGCACUUGCACCUGCUGGACCCGCUGCAGCUGCCGGGGGUGGCGGAGCCUGCUGCUGCUGCUGCUGCGGGGGCUGCUGCUGCUGCUGCUGCGGGCGCGCCGCAGCUCGCAGCAGCAGCAGCAGACAGCCGCAAACGCAGCAAAGCCUGGGUCAGGCAGCACCUUGUUGCUGUUCUCGUGAGGGCACUGCAGCGGGAAAAAGAUCAGCUGCAGCAAAUCAACAGCCAGCCAUUAUACCCCGACGAGCUGGAGCUCUGGAGCGAAGUGCUGCUGCCGCCGCAGCAGCAGCAGCAGCAGCACCAAGCCCUCGCCCUUCCCAAACUCAACCUCCAGUUCCUCACUGUCCACGACUACCUGCUGCGCAACUUCCAGCUGUUUAGGCUGGAGUCGAUUUACGAAAUAAAAGAAGAAAUAGAAGACGCGUUGUGGCGGCUGAGGCCUCGGCGGAAGCUGGCAGCAAACGCUGUUGCUGGCAGCUAUCCUUCAGCAGCAGCAGCAGCAGCAGCAGCAGAGCAGCAGGACCCGCUGCAGCAAAUAACAGACGCAGCAGACUAUCUUGGCGGCGAAACUGUCUUUGAGGGUUCCUGCAGAAUGGCUUUGAAGCUCGAGAGGUUCACCGUCGUAGCUGUCGAGCCACCGAAAGUGGGGGAGCAGUUUCCCGCUGCAGUGCAUGCGGAGCUGGUCUUCGACUUGGGAAGCUGCGGGAAACAAGUUAAAGAAGAAUGGGACUCUUUGAAAGAAUUUGAUGUUGUGUUUUGUUUGGCGGUGUCGCCGCCGCUGCUGCUGCAGCAGCUGGACGUACACCCCGAGGCCCUGGCUCCUGCUGCUGUCCGCAGCACUUUCGGCAUUUUGGCUGUCCGCGGGGCCCAGGUGCAGCAGCUGCUGGACCAGGAGGGAGUUUGCAUCUCCGAACCCAACCCCCUCAAGCCGCACAAGCCGGUGGGGAGUGUACGUACACUGCGGGUGCUGCUGGACAGCUGCGCGUACAGCCGAGACCUGCAGCAGCUGCAGCAGGAAGGAGUGUCUGCUUUGUUUGCGCAAAUGAACAUAAUAAUGCGGAGAAGUGCAAGACAAAACAACUUCAAAUCUGUUUUGGAAACUAUUCGAAAUAUUAUGAACCAUCCAGAAGAAGUUGUGGCGCCUCCCUGGCUGCUGGACACUUUCCUGGGCUACGGCGACCCCGCGGGGUGUACGUUCACGCCGGCGCAGGUGCGGGCUUUGGUUUCGGGGCUGCAGCCGGGAGUGACUCUGGUUGUGGGGCCGCCGGGCAGCGGGAAGACAGACACAGCAGCACAACUUGCUUAUUUGCUGCACCAAGGAAAUCCAGAAGAAAGGAUUUUAUUAGUUGCUCAUUCAAAUAGUGCAUUAAAUGAUCUUUUUAGAAAAGUAGCAGCACUGGACGUGGACGAAACGAAGUUGCUGCGCCUCGGGAGAGGCUCGCUGGACCUGCAGCAGCAGCAGCAGCUCUGGCAGCAGCAGCAGCAGCAGCAGCAGCAAGACGACCUUCUCAUGCCCCUCGAAGGCAGCAACGAUGUCGAAGACUUUUCUUUUUCCAAACAUGGCAGAGUCAACAAAGUGCUGGAGCAGCGGAAGCUGCUGCUGCAGCAGAUCGCGAGGCUGGGCGAGUCGGUCGAGGCCGAGCUUGCUGCUGCUGCUGCUGCUGCUGCUGGCACUGCAGCAGCAGCAGCAGCAGCGCCCGUCUCCGUCGGAGACGUCAGCUCCAGCUGCGAAGCUGCGCAGCAGUUCUUCAAAUACCAUAUUCAGUUUCGAAUAGAAAGAUACAUGGCAGUCCUCAACAACAUCAACGAGCUGCUGCAGCAGCAGCAGCAGCAGGACUCGCAGCAGCAGCAGCAGGACCCCCUGCUGCAGCAGCAGCGCCAGCAGCAGAUCCGCAAAAAGGUGGAAGCAGCUAUUGAAAGGUACGAACAAGAAAGAGGCAGCAGAAUAUUCGUCAUGCUCCCAACCAGCCGCAGACGCAGCAACCCAGAGCAGCAGCAGCAGCAGCAAGAGCAGCAGCAGCAGCAGCACCAGCAAGAGCAGCAGCAGCAGCAGCAAGAGCAGCAGCAGCAGCAGCAGCAGCAGGAGCGGCAGGAACAGCAGCAAGGGACGAAGCGUCCCUCUGCAACUCCUGCUGGCAACACCAAAAAGAAACGCCGCCAGCAGCAGCAGCAGCAGAAGAGACCCACUUCACUGUGGACGCAGCGGUGCGCUUUUGCUGCUGUUUGUUUUAUUUAA